UUUUUUGAUUUUCCCUUCAGACUUGACUUGAACCGUCGUUAUACCACCUCGUCGCAUCUCAAUCGCAUUCUGAUCGCAUAUAAUUCUUGAGGACUUUGUUUCGUUGUGCGCACUAUACCAAGAUAAACCGCGUCACCUAUACCGAUCAGCCCCAACAAUCGAGAAUACAUCGAAAACGAGAGACGAAAACGAGAUAAAAUAAACCAAAAGGAAAAGUAAAGAAAUACCAAAAUGGAGAACCUACUGUCUCUGGCCUUCGACAACCUUUCCUCCUACGAUGGCCCCAAGAUCCGCAAGGGUCUGCGCCAGGUUGAGGGAUUGCUAGCCAACAUCUGCCUAUCACGAUCGCGGGUCAGCAAAGAGCGACGGGGCUCAGCUACCACUGUUAGCAGCAACAGCGAGACCGAUCCGGAACAAGAGCUAGAUUCGCCUCCGCUACCUCCCAAAACCCUUGCCGAGAUUACGGACGACCCGGCCUUCUACGAGUUCUUCAAGUUGCAGGAGGGUUUUGAGUGGAAUGUCGCUAUGCGCCUGGUCAACACCCUCGAUCGCCUAGUCGCCCGCGGCGCUGACGGCUCCAAUGAUUUGUUGAUCCUAAGUGCGCUCGACUUGGUCCAGGGUGUUAUGCUAUUGCAUCCACCAAGCAAGUCAUUGUUCUCACGGGAGAUGUACAUGAACCUCCUCCUCGAUCUCCUGGAACCCGAUUUCUGCCCGGCGAUCCAAUCAGCCACGGUCGUGACCCUCGUCACCGCCCUGAUCGAUGCGCCGCGCAACACCCGCACCUUUGAGAAUCUUGACGGCCUGCUUACUAUCACCUCGCUCUUCCGUAACCGUUGUACCAGUCGCGACGUCAAGCUCAAGCUUGUCGAGUUCCUUUAUUUCUACCUCAUGCCUGAGGUCCCCUCCAUCCCCAGUGCCCGCGCGGGUGACCAUGCCGCCCCGGCCCUUCUUCAGCGUAGCCCCAGUAAACUCGCUAAGGCCUUCGCUUUUACUGGCAACGGUGUCGACCACGGUCGCAAGGGAUCUGAUGGUUUCGUGCGCCCCCGCUCCGCCGGCGAAGGUGAGACGAGAAGUCAGGAGGAGAAGCAGGCACUACUCGGUCGCCAUCUAAGCAGUGUCCAAGAACUCGUCGAGGAUCUUCGACAGAACACGCCUUUCGGGGGUGUCGUGGGUUGAUCCCCCUUUACCCCCCUUUAUCCCCUUUCCCCCCAACUAUCUACAUUCCAUUUCCCAGGUCGCAGAAAUCAUGUGUG
Molecule: messenger RNA, 1253 nt
Organism: Hypoxylon fragiforme
Lineage: Eukaryota; Fungi; Ascomycota; Sordariomycetes; Xylariales; Hypoxylaceae
Product: cell division control 14, SIN component
Exons: 2
Coding region: 232-1176 (314 amino acids)
Source: RefSeq, a predicted model, not a curated record